Molecule: messenger RNA, 1569 nt
Organism: Nannizzia gypsea CBS 118893
Lineage: Eukaryota; Fungi; Ascomycota; Eurotiomycetes; Onygenales; Arthrodermataceae
Exons: 4
Coding region: 1-1569 (522 amino acids)
Source: RefSeq, a predicted model, not a curated record
AUGGUAGUCAACACCGAGGCCGGCCGUCCCCGUGUCAAUAUGAAGGGGAUGGACCAAUAUUCUCCUAUGCACUGCCAGGCUCAGGGAGUCGACGAGUAUCCUUCAUGGAACACAAUGCCGCCCAUGAUGGCCGGUACGCCUGCAGCCACUACCACCACCAACGCUCUCAAGGUGCCAUAUCCUCACUUUGCUCUGGUUGGUAUCGACUGGUCGGGACAGCUCAAGUUCCAUUCUUCUCUCCUCGAAAAGUUCAAUGGCCCUGUCUUCACUUCGGAAUUCAAACAGUGGUUUGAAAGGGCUACUGGUGUCAAGGCUCUUGAUAGAUCACCCAUCUUUGCCGGAGACGACUCAUAUCAAGGAAGAUCAUGGUCUAUGGGCCAGGAGGUGGAUGUCUUCCCCAACCCAGCUUACCCCAAGAAGCGCCGUCGAGAGAUGAUUCACCACCAGGCUCCCAUAGAACCAGAGGAGCCCCAAGUCAACGAGAUGGAGGCUGUGGAGAUGGUGCCACUAGAGAUUGGAAACGAAGAGAAGAUCGAGGCAUACUACGAGUCAGCAUUUAGGGCCUUCCAACAGAUCAACUGUCGCCAGGUGGCAAAGGCAUAUAUCAAGAUCAUCGAGCCACGCAAGCAGGUCAAGCAUCCAUACAACGGUGGACGAGGAGCUCCAGGAGAAAAGGGUGACCCAGAGAAGACCAAGCCAGAUUGGUGGCCAACCGGUGUCAUCCAUAGGGAACCAGACCACUUGAAGAAGCCAGAACGGAUACGCCUGCUCGUCCACAUCUUCCGCAAGCUAGGAAAGACACAUGGUAUCACUGCUGACAAGCUAGAAGAGGCCGGACGAGAUGCACAGAGACAGAUAAAACCCCGUGAGAGACUUGAUAUCCUCGAUGAGAUUUACAAGGUCCGAAGGGCGGAGGAGUGUUACGAAAGGGGUGAAGCAGAUGCAAAUGCCGUGGUAUAUGUUGUCAACAGAGAUGCAAACACCAAAGCCGAACGAGAGUCCGAAGCAAUGAGUGAUGCUGGCCAGAACUCAGUCCUUGCAGAAGAAUCCAGAAAGGCAAUGGAAACCAAAUACUCGGCCCUCUCACCCUCCCACGCACCGAAGAGACAUUCCAUCGUCCGUGACCACAAGCCGCCUCACCUCUACCGCACGCCCAACCUGGCCGAUUUCAGCGGCAUGGAAAGCAAGCCCCCAACCGACCAAACAAUCGAGUACUUCUCCCAGCCCGAGUUCGCCACCUCCCCCGUCGAUGAGCACAUCAGCAGCACCAUGAGAGAUAGUCAUCACUGGUCCUCCUUCCAACAACCCCUAUACAGCCCCGUGGAAUACACUACAAAUCAUCUCGUCCCUCAACAACUACUUGCUCCCCCUUCCAUGGUCACCUCCGAACCCCCAAACUCUGCUCUCCAGCCGACUCAUGGCCUUCCCAUUCCUGAACCGCAUGGUUCAAGACAUCAGUCCUUCGACUACAUAUCCAUGGACAGCAAUCCUUUCAACGCCGGACCAAUGACACAUCCUCUACUACCGCAAAAUAGCCAGGAAUCCGACCCGGUUGCACGAUAUAAAUGA